Molecule: messenger RNA, 1273 nt
Organism: Ananas comosus (pineapple)
Lineage: Eukaryota; Viridiplantae; Streptophyta; Magnoliopsida; Poales; Bromeliaceae
Product: BTB/POZ and MATH domain-containing protein 1-like
Exons: 2
Coding region: 1-1041 (346 amino acids)
Biological process (GO): protein ubiquitination
Molecular function (GO): protein binding
Source: RefSeq, a predicted model, not a curated record
AUGGGUACGCCGGCGCCGACGACGUCCUCCUGCCCUUCCUGCUGCUCCGCUCUGGUCAGCGAGCAUCCCUCCGAGACGGCCUCGAGGGGUCGACCCUUCUCUGCGGGGGGCCACGAGUGGGUCCUUAAGUGCUUCCCCGACGGGGACACUCCCGCGAACGCCGACUUCAUAUCGCUCUUUCUCGUCCUCCAGAGCGGCGGCGUCAAGACGUUGAGCGUGAGGGUGGUGUUCGCGCUAGUAUUGGUCGACAAUCUGGGGCAGUCCUCGCCCCCGUUACGGUGCGGCCCGGUCACCUUCAAGGGCCAAGACAGCAGAUGGGGAAAAGGCCGCUUCAUUAAUAGAGCCAAAUUGGAGGACACGUCGUACGUCGCCGGCGACUGCCUCAUAAUUCAGUGCACGGUCUCCGUCCUGCAGCCGCCGCAUUCCGAAGACGUGCCCAAGAUCCGCCUGGCAUUGCCGCCGUCCUGCGAGUUGCACCGCCAUCUCGGCCAGCUGCUGGACGGCGGAGAGGGAGCGGACGUCACUUUCCAAGUAGGCGACGAAUUCUUCCCCGCGCACCGCUGCGUGCUCGCCGCACGGUCGCCCGUGUUCAGGGCCGAGCUCUUCGGCCCCAUGGAGGAAGCCCACAUGCAGCUGAUACAGAUCGAGGACGUGGAGCCGGCCGUAUUCGGCGCCUUGCUCCGCUUCAUCUACACCGAGUCGCUGCCGCCGCCGAUGCUGGAGGAGCUCGUCGACGCGAAUGGGCCGGCGUCCAUCGCGACGGCGCGGCGGCUGUUUGCGGCGGCAGAUCGGUACGACGUGGAGAGGCUCAAGUCGAUCUGCGAGGACAAGUUGCCCCGGGACAUGGACGUCGACAACGUCGCGCUCAUUUUCGAGCUGGCCGAUCGGCACCACUGCAGCUCGCUCAAAGAGGCCUGCGUCAAAUUUAUAACCGCCUCUCCCGAAACACUGUUUGCUGUCGUCAAAUUACACGGAUGGAUCCUGCAGGAUGAUCUCGUUCAGAAGCCAUUAAAAAAAAAAAAAAAGUUAAUUAAAUUUUGAACAAAUUAAUUAUUAGAUGUAGAUUGGCAUGUUACUUAGUUCGGGUAAUUAUACAAAUUCUGAUUCUGAUGAGGCUUUCGAGUUCCAGCUUUAUUAUUAUUGAAAGUUCUGGUCUGGUCGAGUUCCCCUUCUCUUUUCUCUAUAGUUUUGUUGUUAGUUACCCCGUUAUAAAAGGGCGCUCCAACGUUGUUCCUAACGCUAAUUUUAAUCCUUCGUGGUGAUUUUAUAUCUA